This is a messenger RNA of Orbicella faveolata, 2349 nucleotides long. RefSeq names its product molybdopterin synthase catalytic subunit-like. Gene Ontology annotation, cellular component: molybdopterin synthase complex; cytosol. Lineage: Eukaryota; Metazoa; Cnidaria; Anthozoa; Scleractinia; Merulinidae. Gene Ontology annotation, biological process: Mo-molybdopterin cofactor biosynthetic process. Gene Ontology annotation, molecular function: molybdopterin synthase activity. The record is from RefSeq and is a predicted model, not a curated record.
UUUGAUUAUUAAUCACUACAAAAAGAAGCUAAAGAAGAUAUAGAUAGCAUCAUCUUGUCACCAUUAUCAAAUUUAUUUUAAUCUGCAUUUGACAAUGGCGACAAGAUGAUGCCGACACAUCAUGUUAUAGCGUUUCUUUGUCUUUUAAAAAGAAGCUACUGGCAUAUAACCACCAAUAGAGGUAAAAUAAUUAUUAGGAAGAAGGAAAAAUUCUAGGCCUUAAAGGGCCUUAGUCAGCCACACCUUUGUUUUUAUUUACAUGCAAGAGUUUGACUACUAUAUGUUAUGUGGAGCAAGCCAAAACAAAGGAAAUCACUGUGAAUCUUCAGAAGAUAAUUAAGCAUAGUUACUUACAGUAAAGCAAUAAGAUUGCGUUUCACCAUGUAAUGUCAAUAAUUUGGAUGGCAUUGAAAAUGGCAGAGGCUGAGUAGGGUCCUUUAAACUGAAAGGCAAAGAUUAUAUAAUACUACACCUCCCAACUUUUUCAAAAUCUAGGACAUUAGAUUUUUAUCAAUGAAGGGAGACUGUGCUAGUAUUUUUGAAGAUUUCCAAAUGGGUUUUGAAUAUUUCCAGUCGGGCAGUGUUUCCCCAAGCAUAACACCAUCAACAGACAUUUCCCUUAAAAAUCAGAGUGUUGGGGCAGGUCUGCAAUCAUUUGCACGGAGAUUUCUUUCUCCUGAUUAGGUAGAGCUUAGUUAAAUUUAUACAAAAUUUUUGAAAGUGUGUUAGUUAAGACUGUAUUAGCUCAAUUUUUUUUUUUGAUGUGAGAUUCUGGUUUAUAGGCAUAAGGUGUGAGUUUGUUCGUUUUCGACCUGCAGAACUGAAGAGAGACUAUUGACUGAAGCAUGAUAGAUGGCCUUGCCAACCUGUGUCACAUGACACAACAUGGCUCCAACCAACAUUUUGUUGUUAAAAAGAAAUGACUUGGUUAAAUGUGCUGUUCUGCCCUUCUUUUUGCAGUACAUGUAAGAACAAGACACCCAGUUUACACAUGGCUGAUGAUACAAUUGUUAUCACUCCAGAUCAUCUUCAUGUUGAUCAAGUCACUGACAUUGUUGGUGCACCUAGCGCAGGAGCAAUCUCAUUGUUUGUAGGAACAACAAGAGAUAAUUUUGAAGGAAAAACAGUAGUCCGUCUAGAAUAUGAGGCAUACAUGCCAAUGGCCAGAUCAGAGAUGCGCAAGAUUUGUAAACAAGUGCGAGAAAAGUGGGACGUAAUAAAAAUAGCCAUCUUUCAUAGAAUUGGAGUGGUCCCCAUUGGUGAAGCAAGUGUGAUUAUUGCAGUGUCGUCUGCCCACAGAAAGAAUUCGCUGGAAGCUGUACAGUACUGUAUAGACACUUUAAAGGCAACAGUCCCGAUAUGGAAGAAGGAAGUUUAUGAACAAGGGGAGCCCAACUGGAAAGAGAAUUCAGAAUGCUUCUGGACGAAAAGAGGUGGAUCACCGAAACAGUCCACUGUUUAGAAUAAACCUUUUCACUGUAUAUAGAACUUGAACUUUAAUCUACGGAUUAGUGAAUGUGCUUUGCUUUAAUCAUGUUGUGAUUCUAGAGAUUUUUAAAUAUUGUUGUUUCACUAGUUAAGGAACAUAAAAAAGUGUAAAUGUUUUUUCAUGUGUCCCUGGAGCCUGAGUCAUAAAGAGUGAAGUCAUGUGAUUUGCAAGAUAGGCAGUUGUCUUCAUUAGUUUUGUCUACCAACCCCACACUUAGAUUUCCGUCCUUACACAGGUACAAAAUAGCUUUCAAACAGGUCAUUUGUUACAGGUGCCCUGGAGUAACCUUGUAUUUUAUAAGAAUUUUUUUUUUUGUGGUGUGCUGCGGUGUUUAACACUCUUUAUUAUAUUUGUAUCAGUAACCAACAGAGGAGAGUAUAGCUAUUUAAGUAAACAAAUGUGCUAUAAUGUAAAGUAUAUAGUAAUAAAUUGUAAUUUAUAAUCCACCAUUCCAAGAAAAGAGAACCAAGAAAGGCAUUUAACUGAGAAACACAACUUUUAAAUUGUAAAGACUUUUUCAUGCAUUUUAAUAAUUCUCAAUAAAAAUAACAAUCAAUCCUUGAGAUUAUAAUUAGGAAUUCAAAAACCAAAAACAAGGAAUGGUGUAAAAAAGAGUUAAGUUAAAGUUAAUUUACUCUAUUCAUGUCAAGGGUUGCUCCUAUAAUUUCAGGCUUCUCGGCCAUCUCAGUCUUGGGCUGAAAUUCUGUGACCUGUUGCCAAGUGUACAAUUAGGAACAAUGACUGUGAUUGUGAGAGAACCAUUAUGAUAAUCAUAGUCAUUGCUAUAAAAUAUAAGUUAUGAUAUGGAUUCCAAGCUUUUUUUUUUUUCAUGUUUUUCAACCACUACAGUAUUGAAAAAU